CUCUAUAUAUAUAUAUAGAUCCAACCAAGUGUUAUUGCAGCCAAAGAGGCACCAAUUAAAUUUCACCAUAACUUGGAAUCACACUUGCUUGUAUGUAUGAAACACCCUAGCGAAUCAAAGCCUUUUGAAUGGCUUGUUUUUUUUUUUUUUUUUGAAGAUAGGUAGCACACUACCCGCUUCUUUUGAAUGACUUGUUGAGCUUUUUUUUUUGAGGAGCCACACUUCAAUUAAUACCCCUCUCCCAUACUAGGUGGUAUUAAUUGCCCCUUAAAAAGAAGGAUAAUAUAGCAAAAAUUUAUAUGAACACUUCCACAAGCUUUCUCACUUUAGACCAUAGUAAAAUGGUAAAAGGAUUGUAACAUGUAACCACCCCCCAAACUAUCUCCCACGUUCUCAUUGCCACAAUGCUUAUAACACUACUACUACACCACACUCAUCUCCUCACUCACAAAGCUUUUGCUGCUGCAAAGAAGCCCUGCAACAAUGGACAAAGGAGGUGUUGUUACAUUCUUCUUUUUGGCCCUCAUAUGCUUUUUUCGGGUGUCGGAGAGCGCGGCAUCGACGGCCAUGUUCAUAUUCGGCGACUCGCUGAUCGACAACGGUAACAAUAACUAUAUACCUUCGAUAGCGAAAGCGAAUUAUUUCCCUUACGGUAUCGAUGUCGGGAUUCCGACCGGUCGGUUCUGCAACGGCCUAACGGUGACGGAUUAUGGAGCCAGAUAUUUAGGGCUAGAGUUUCCGCCGCCGUAUUUGAGUCUUUCGUCGGGGACUGCAGCGAUCUUGCGAGGGGUGAACUACGCUUCGGCCGCAGCAGGAAUCCUCGACGACACGGGGCGGAAUUAUGGGAGUAGGGUCACAUUUAAUGGGCAAAUAGAGUUAUUUGCUAAGACAUUGAUGCUACAAUUACCACUACUGAUACCAAAUUCAGAGGCAUUGUCUCAGUAUAUCGCAAACUCUUUAUUUGUGAUCAACAUUGGGAGCAAUGACUACAUCAACAACUAUCUCCUUCCUAAUCUAUACACAAGUAGCCGCACUUAUUCUGGGGAUGAGUUCGCACAACUACUCAUUGCAAAUUUCGCCACGCAAUUAGAGGCCUUAUACAAAUUGGGGGCCAGGAAAAUGUUGUUGGUGGGGAUCGGACCGCUCGGGUGCAUACCGAGUCAAUUGUCCAUAAACAACAGCACGGGUGCGUGCGUUGAACGGAUUAACGAGCUGGUCAUGGCGUUCAACAAACGACUCGUGCCAGUUAUGCUCGAGCUCAACUCGACUCUGCCGGGUUCGUUCUUCGUCUACGAGAACACCUACGACUCCUUCUACGACAUCAUAAAAAAUCCUUCAAAAUACGGGUUUACGAAGAACAACCAAGCUUGUUGUGGGAAUGGCAGGUUCGGAGGAGCGGUGAGUUGCCUCCCCUUGCAAACACCGUGCUCCGAUCGCGACCGAUACAUCUUCUGGGACUCCUUUCAUCCUACACAGGCCGCCAACGCCGUAAUCGCCAGGAAGUGCUACAGUCCCUCUUCGACCGAUUGCUUCCCGAUCAGUGCCUCGCAGCUCGCAAAGUUAUAAAAAAAGGAUUUUUACAGAUUACAAUACAGUAAAUUUAUAGAUGUCUCAUUUGCGCGAUACUAUUGAGAGUGAUUCUGGAACUAAUAACCAUUGUAGGCUAGUGGUUGUAAGAAUAGUUAACUAACUUUAUUGUAUUGCAAUUUUAAAGUGGUCGAAGCCGUAACGCAUUUAUAGUAAAUUUUAAACA
Messenger RNA from Ananas comosus (pineapple), 1753 nucleotides. RefSeq names its product GDSL esterase/lipase 7. The record is from RefSeq and is a predicted model, not a curated record. NCBI's taxonomy places the organism in Eukaryota, Viridiplantae, Streptophyta, Magnoliopsida, Poales, Bromeliaceae. The transcript has 5 exons. The coding region runs from base 484 to 1566 and encodes 360 amino acids. Gene Ontology annotation, molecular function: hydrolase activity, acting on ester bonds.